AGUGAUUCUUCUAUCCACAGCUCAUUUUGGUGUGUGUGUGUGUGUUCAUGGUUCAUGUUGAUGGUGUUUUGCAGCCAUAUAUUUAAUUUGGCCAAGCCGGAUUUUUCUGGCGCCUCACUCGCGACGUGCUCCUCGAAUUCCUGUCUUUGACGUCCGUGGAUAGACGCAAGAUGGGUGUGGUCUAUUAUUAUGAAGAAGUACUUUGUGCAAGUGCUGUUGGAAUCCACAGCAGCUGCCGUGUUUUGGUGCACCGACCGCUUCGCCUAGGGAUCCAAGUACUGUACCUGAGCAGGUAUGACUGGAUCCCUAUAGGGACACAUGUUGAAGUCGCUGAAAGCUUGCUCUCUCCUCUCAUCGCGGCCCCACUUCGUCUCUCCUAUCCGACGCAUGAAGCUGCUGGGCAGGUUUGGAAUCAUCGGAAUCGGUCAUUCUGUCGGUCCCGCCGCUUCGGGGUAGGGGUGUCCCUAUACUCAUUUCAUCUCAUGACUGUCUCGAUGAAUGGGGCGGUCAAUAUGGGCGAUUUCGGUGAGACAUCGCUCACAACACGUCGCCCUUUCCGUCAGAUCUCCACGUGUUGGUUUUGUUCGUUCUUUUGUUGGCAUCGCCGAAGCACUGGAGCUUUAUAGCAUUUCUUUAAAAUAGAGUCUCAUCAUCUUUAGUGGCUCGUUGGCCUUUCGCGGAGCUGUCCAAAACAGCGUCCUCUUGGUUUUUCGUGGGUGAACCAAGGGCAAGGAGGAGACUACGAGUAACAGCUCCAGCAGGGAGGAGCAAAAGAUGGAACGUCAUCGUCAACUCUUGGCUCUGAACAAGAUGAAGAUUGUGAAGUUUCUGAAGGAAAACGGUUUCCACCGAGAGGUGAACGCCCGGAGGCACUCCUCCGAGGCAGACUAUUCCUAUCCCCUGCAUGAGGCCGUGAAGAUGGAGAAGGUGGCGAUGGUGGAGAUGUUAUUGCGCUUCGGCGCCAAGAGCCACCUGAAAGACUCCAAGGGGCUUGAGGCCAUUGCGUAUGCGCAAGGGACGACACGCACGGAGAUCCUCAAGAUCUUCGAGAUGUAUCGCUGCCCCAACGGCUGGGAGCCGCUCUUCGCCAAGCUCCAGCAGCACCCCUACGCCAUGCCCCCUGCGGCGGCCGAGCCGGCCGACGCGGUGGCGCACCGGCCGACGUGGGCGCAGCGAGUGCGUGAGGCCUUGGGGGGCACCAAGACCUCCCGCGAGGGCCCACGUCCGCAGCGCAGCGACAGCAAGAUUUCCAAAUGCACCUCAAGCACCUCUGGAAGUCGUUCCACUUCGGCAAGUUCCAGUCCUUCCUCCAGCUCCACCAAGAUUCAAUUGUAAGAAAGUUGUCGUGCACCUUCCAAAGUCUAUCGGGGGAUGCCUGCACAUGGUUUCCUUGGAAAGACGACGAAAGGUUUUUGCCCCAAAGGCAGCGGUGGUUCAAGGUCUUCUCCGAGGAGUCGGGCCAACGACGGUGCAAUGAGACUUUUUGGUAUACUCUACAAAUCUGUACAAUUUAAUUAUCUAUUUUAUGGAGCGCCGAGUGUCGGACGUGGUCUGCUUGACGCAGCUUCCUCCUCGUUUGCCGAUGGAGCAUCGCGACGAGAGGCAGAUCCUUCCAGCACCCAAACAAGAAACAUGUGCUGA
This is a messenger RNA of Durusdinium trenchii, 1641 nucleotides long. The record is from the annotation of a GenBank genome assembly. NCBI's taxonomy places the organism in Eukaryota, Dinophyceae, Suessiales, Symbiodiniaceae.